ACUGGGUAAGGAGGGCAGUGAGGAGCGGUGGAAAGGCGGACUGAUGACAGCUGUCACUGCGGACAAAAACACUAACAAUCUCUGAAGAGAACCCGAAUGGCUCACCCCUGAAACUCCAGGAGACAAGGGAUAACACCUCGACAGUAUCGCGGGUUAUUUAAAGGUGUCGCGAAGGAAUUAACACACGUUUCCAUCUCCUGGGCUUACACAGUAUGAGUUCCAGUACUAACAUGGGGACACAAGGCACUGGUAGAAAGCGUGCUCCUCUAAAAGAUCGGUUCUCAGCAGAGGAUGAAGCGCUGAAUAGCAUUGCUCGUGAGGCGGAGGCGAGGCUGGCAGCAAAGAGGGCGGCUCGGGCAGAGGCAAGAGACAUCCGAAUGAGGGAACUUGAACGGCAACAGAAAGAGCUUUCUUACCGCUCAUCCAGCAGUAGCAGCAGAAAAUGGGGUCAGAUCCACCAGUGGAUGGCUGACGCAGAAAAAGCCAGAGCCUCUAGUAGUAGUAGAUCCAGCAGCCGUCAUCAGCGGGGGCUGGAUGAUGAUGUCACGUCAGUCCGCAGCUACAGGUCUGAUGGCAUCUCUACUAGCUCUGUGCUCAAGAGUUCACGCUCCACUAGUUCUGUGUACAAUGAUCUGCAUAGCCAUAAGAAGGCUUCAUCCCGGUCCUCAAAGAAAGACCUUCUGACUGGGCUGUACCACGAUCAGAGGAACUACACCAGCCUAACAAAGACCAAACCACCACCUCUUCUCUCCACCUCUACCUAUCGGGCCACCACUUCCUCACCCUGCACCUCCGGCACAGGGCUGUCUCGCAGCUACAGCACGGCCUCUAUUUGCGACGACGCUGGCCUUUACGGCUCAGGCUACAGUUCAAGAGCUCCCUCUGAAUACAGCUGGUACUCCUCUGGAGCCAGCUCCACUCGUAGCAGCCCUGUGUCUUCCUCAGAUGAUGACACUGUCAGCAGUGUGUCCCAGGAACGCGGUAGCAGAGGCAGGAGGGACAGCGGGUCUUCUGACUUCUCGGACAUUAGUGAGUCGGCCGCUGAUUAUUUCAGCCGCUCCAACCGAAGAGGCAGUAUUGUGUCUGACCUUGAUGAUUUGAGUAUUCCAGAUUUGGAUGCUCUGGAUGAAAAAUGUGACAAGCAGUAUUCAGAUUAUAGUCGACCAUCCUCCCGCUGUGCCACCCCAGGCCUCUCGGCAGCCACCCUGGCAUCACUGGGUGGUACCUCAUCACGUCGAGGUAGCGCAGACACCAGCAGCGCCUACGACCCCGACACCAGUCUGAGUGAACUUAGGGAUAUCUAUGAACUAAAGGACCAGAUUCAGGAUGUAGAAGGGCGGUACAUGCAAGGGCUUAAAGAGCUGAAGGAGUCACUCACAGAGGUAGAGGAGAAGUACAAGAAAGCCAUGGUAUCGAAUGCACAGCUGGACAACGACAAAGCCAACCUCAUCUAUCAAGUGGACACACUCAAAGAUGUCAUAGAGGAGAUGGAGGAGCAAAUGUCAGAGAUGAAGAGGGAGCUGGAAGAAAAGUCGAAGGAUCUAGAAAGACAAAAACACACAUGUACAGUUCUCCAGCAUAAACAAGAAGAACUGAAAGAGGGAAUCCGCCAGAGAGAUGAGCUUAUAGAGGAGAGCCAGAAAAUGCAGACUAAGUUAGAUGCCCUCACCAGAGAGGUGUUUGACCUGCAGGAAACGAUAAACUGGAAGGACAAAAAGAUUGCGGCCCUAGAGAGGCAGAAAGAGUACUUUGAUUGCAUUAGGAAUGAAAGAGAUGAGCUCAGAGAUGAGCUCGCUGACAUCAAGGGGAAAUCCAAAGCAGGAGAGAAACAUGGGCUGGUCAUCAUCCCAGAUGGUACACCAAACGGAGAUGUCAACCAUGAGUCUCCAUCCUCAGGGAUCACUUUGGUCUCCCAGGAGGCCGCCCAGGUGCUGGAGUCUGCAGGAGAGGGUCCACUGGAUGUCAGGCUACGGAAGUUGGCAGAGGAGAAGGACGAACUUUUGGCUCAGAUCAGGAAACUGAAGAAUCAGCUGGAGGAGGAGAAACAGAAACACUCAAAGGUGGACAGUUCGUACACAGAUGGGGAGAGGAUGGAAAACGGUACAGACCUGCACUUUAUUGAAAUGCAGAGAGAUGCCAACAGACAGAUUAGUGAAUACAAAUUCAAGCUUUCAAAAGCAGAACAGGAAAUGGGUACAAUGGAACAAAAUAUUAACAGACUUGAAGGGCAAGUCUCCCGGUACAAGGCAGCGGCAGAUAAUGCAGAGAAAAUCGAGGAUGAACUUAAAGCAGAAAAACGUAAACUUCAAAGAGAGCUGCGCACAGCUUUAGAUAAGGUAGAGGAGAUGGAGAUGACCAACAACCACCUAGUAAAGCGCCUUGAGAAAAUGAAGGCCAACAGGAAUGCCCUUCUGUCACAGCAAUGAGGCAAGGCAGCGUCACCACAGAAGCCCUUAAAUUCGCACCUCAGACCUCUGACUGCCAUAUUGCGACUGGAGCACAUUUCCAUUUUCAGCUGUAACACUUUGAGAUUUGUAGCUAACCAAAAACACUUAAAACCUGUAGCACAGGCAAACGAACUGAACUGUUUUCUUUUUUUUUCCUAAAUCAGAGACAUUGGUUUUGUGUGGGAAUGAACUCAGAAAUACGACUAAUAAAACUACACAAGUUGCUGGGAGAUACAUCUGAGGACAUUUCUCUACUCACUACUUAAAAUUUCAGAGCUUUAUACUACAUCAUGUUACCCAUGAGAUUUAUUUCCCUCUGACUGGGUGCUUGACUGUACCUUUUGUUUUGUUUUGUUUUUGUUGUGUGUUUUUUUUUGUUUGUUUUGUUUUUUUGUUCCAUAAGUUGCAUGAAUGAGUAUAAUGAUGCUUUUUAAACAAUUCAACCCUGAUGGCUGCUCCAGCCCCGCACCUUCCUGACUUCCUCUCACACAGUGAAGUGCCUUUUCACACCAGGAGAUUGGGGGUCUGCACCGCUUAAUAAAACAAUAAUUGUUUUAACAGGUACAUGUAUUUAAAAAGGAAAAAAAUAAAAAAAUAAAGGUGCAGUUAUUAUUUGAAUAUAUAUAUAUAUAUAUAAAACCAACUGUGUCUGCUGCGGUUUCUUUGAAAUUUUUCAAAUAUUUAAAAGAUUUCUUG
This is a messenger RNA of Pelmatolapia mariae (spotted tilapia), 3143 nucleotides long. RefSeq names its product leucine rich repeat (in FLII) interacting protein 2 (gene lrrfip2). Gene Ontology annotation, biological process: regulation of DNA-templated transcription. The transcript is spliced from 26 exons. Lineage: Eukaryota; Metazoa; Chordata; Actinopteri; Cichliformes; Cichlidae. The record is from RefSeq and is a predicted model, not a curated record. Bases 213 to 2426 code for a protein of 737 amino acids.